Messenger RNA from Trachymyrmex septentrionalis, 660 nucleotides. RefSeq lists its product as uncharacterized. Bases 1 to 660 code for a protein of 219 amino acids. NCBI's taxonomy places the organism in Eukaryota, Metazoa, Arthropoda, Insecta, Hymenoptera, Formicidae. The record is from RefSeq and is a predicted model, not a curated record. The transcript is spliced from 3 exons.
AUGGUUGGACGGUUUCAAAGGUUCACCAUUCAAAAACUAUUGACCCCUCAACAUUUUGCUAUUAAUAUUUUCGACUCAGUUUUUCAUGAGGAAUACGUACAUGCUGGCUCCUGCGGUUGGUCUGGAUUACUCUGUAUAAGGGAAUAUGCGAUGCAACUACGACAGGAGCGUACAGAAGAACGUCGGAAAUUGUUCAAAAUAGCAGAGAAGAGGCAUACCGUAGCUGAAACUCCGCUAUCGAAGUGGAAAAAGAUCCUUCCGGCGUUGCCACAGGUCAAAAUAUCUCAAAAUUCCGAAACAGUUCAAAAGGCAAAUGUACAGAUCUCAAUUGGGAACGUGAGUACAGUAGAAAUAGGUACAGUUGAAAAUAAAGACUUGAUGAAUGACACCGAAGAAUAUUCACGUCAGGAUCAAGUAUUGUCCAAUUGCGACAAUGAGCAACGAGUUGAAGAACAGAAUGGUUUAAUAUCAAACGAUACAUCUUCUAACAGAAGCAAAUUGACAAACGUGGUUGGAUGUUCUUGGGACUCAUCGUCGAAUAAGCAAAGUGUUACCGUACCAGAAAUCCAAGUAAACAAUGAAGAAAAAAUCGUAUCCGACGUUUGCGCAAACAUUGAAUUGGAUGGUGUCCCUGAAAACGGCAAUCAAGAGACAACGUAA